Messenger RNA from Lethenteron reissneri (Far Eastern brook lamprey), 4352 nucleotides. RefSeq lists its product as uncharacterized. NCBI's taxonomy places the organism in Eukaryota, Metazoa, Chordata, Hyperoartia, Petromyzontiformes, Petromyzontidae. The record is from RefSeq and is a predicted model, not a curated record. Gene Ontology annotation, molecular function: protein binding.
AGCGAUACGAAUCAGCAGCGAUCGUUAAACCGAAACUCAAGGACAGGGAAGUAUUAAGUCCCACGCAAACGGAAGCAAGGAGCUCUGUGACCUCGGUGGGGUUGUUAAGAGACUCACCGAGGCUGUCUCUGUGUCUGUCUGAGGCUGUGUCUGUCUCUGUGUCUGUCUGGACCAGGCUGAGCGUGGUGAAGACGGUGAGUCGUCAUCCAAGUGGCACAGCCAGUCAUCUCAGUCAUCUCAGUCGACCCGUGGCUCCUGCUGGGUCUGCCCCGUGGCCUCCUGCCAGCGGGCGUUCGAUACUUCACGUGGCUUCAAGUCACCGCAUGCCUAUGGGCCGGAUCGAGGGGGGCUAAACGGGUGCGGCACGGGCUAGAGAAGAGAUGGAGUGAUGUGGUACAGGGGGACGUGGAGCUGAGUGGACUUGCCGAUGACCAGCGGUGUCAAGAUCGGCCUCUGUGGAGGAGGCUCGUGAAGGACGCUACUGGGCAGUUGGAGGAAUUCGCCCUCCAACAACAACGGAGGGCCGAGUUCUAUCUUCAGUCGGCGCCGCUUAAGCGAGCGCACGCGGAGUGGAGGAGGCUCGUGAAGAAGCCGCAGCGCAGAGGAAGGAAAAUCACCGACGGCGGACGAGCGGAGGGACCUAAAAAAUGAAUCUUCCGUCGUGUUUCAUCGCCCUUCAAUUGUUUGCGACGAUGAUACUUCUCUCUGAAAUUGCGACGAUCAGCAACGGGCUACAAGAGGUUAUCAAAGGCGGAUGUAACGAAACAACGCACUACUUGUCAAGCAGUGGCAUCUGCUGUGAGCUCUGCCAAGCAGGUAGCAGGAAGUUGAUGGAUUGCGAAUCCAACACGAGAGGCACGUUUUGCACGGAAUGCUACCCAGGAGAAGACUACACGGACGAACCGAACAGCUCCAACGAGUGCAAGAAGUGCACCGUUUGCAACGUGAAUUUCGAGAAAACUGUGAGCGGAUGCACCACCAUGGAGGAUACUCGCUGUCGCUGUAAAGACGGCUUCCGGAGGACUUCCCCAUCAGACCCCUGCACGGAAGCGAAGAGAGACGCAGACUUUGUUGGAGCUAUCGUCGGUGCUUUCAUCGGUGCUGUCCUGCUCGUCAUUUUACUUGUGGCGAGCGUGGGCCUCCUUCUCUACAAAAUACGCCGUGGACACUUCCCCUGGGAAAGAAGUCGUGGUAGAAGCCAGAACAUAUCUUUUGAUAAUCUUGAAGAGCAUUUAAAUUGUUAUUACCCACGUGAUCUGGGGGUGGAAACUCCCCCGGGAACCCAGGUUGCUGAUGAAGACGUCACGGACAAAGGGAAAGAGAAGGCGGGGCGUGAGAGAGAGGGAACGCCCACGAGGAGAGCGGUGAUGUCACCGGAUGAGGCGCGGCGAUCCGGUGCGGCUUCCUGUCGGAGUUUGGAGAGCGCAGAGGAUUUCAUCGGUGAAAUGAUCACGGAAGAUCAAGACGGCAACUGGAAGGACGUCGAGAGGGAGUUGCCAGAGUUGCGAGAGUGGAUCGGCAAAACUCCCUCCCUUUUCCUGCACGAGCUGAAGAGGAGGAAUGUGGUUACAGGAGAGGAGUACUGGAGGGCAUUUACAACCCCCGACACCGCCAUGCGUGCGGACUCAAUCCUGUUGUCCAUCAUGAGACGAGGGGACGGCAAACGCAAAAAGCUGCUGGAGAUACUCGAAGAACAGCGGAGCAGGGAACGGCAUUUCCUGGACAUGCUGAAGACGAGCCAUGUGUGCUCGCCCACUCUGAACCCCAACUCGGCACAUCGACAUCUUGAAAUUUCUGCCGAUCUCAGCACAGUGACGUGGAACCAGGCAGCUCAGCUUUACUCUGAUCACGCAGAAAGGUUUGAGUCGUGGCCAAUAGUCCUCUGCUUCGAGAACUUCUCGUCGGGUGACAACUACUGGGAAGUGGACGUGAGAGCCUCGGAAAACUGUGGCAUAGGCGUUGCAUGUGGGUGGAUUCAUCGGAAAUAUCAAGAAAAGUCUGGCAGGCUGGGCUGGAAUGAGUCUUCUUGGGCGUUCGUUCAAUGGGAUUCAAAUUACUCUGCAAGACAUGGCGACCAAUGCAUUCCUUAUCCAGAGAUUACGCAUUUGGAGAAAGUCGGCGUUCGCUUGGACUUUAACGAAAGAAAGCUUUCGUUUUACAACGCCAACACCAUGAAGCUGUUGCACUCAUUUGACAACAUUCCAAGUGAGCCGCUCUGUCCGGCUAUGCAGGUGAAGUCGGGCUCAGUCGCGAUUUACGAAGCUCAAUCAUUCAAGAACCUGACUGUGGAUGACAGCAGAGAAGACAUUCAGAUUUGUGAUCACUUUGCAAACCGUGGAGUUCAUCGCACAAACAACACCAAUGCAGAGAAGGAUUACAGCGAAGAUGCAUUGCUCAGAACGGGGACGGAGGAGCCUUCGGUGGUACGAGAGUUGAUCGGUAGCAUCCCUGCAAUGCUACAUCGCGAGUUGCUCGUCCAGGGUCUCAUCACGCAAUCCGAGCUCUCAGAAGUCUAUUCGAUACCCCUCGCAUCAGAACGAGCUCGCUUAAUCAUAAGACGCCUCAAUAGCAAGAAGAAAAAGAAGCUGCGACUCCAAGAGAUUCUGCGUAAACAUCGUGAAAAGCAAGAGGCAUUCCUGAAAAUGAGGAGCGAGUCGAGCACUUGCUCGCCGACUCUGAACCCAAACACGGCACAUCGGAACCUCCAUAUUUCUGCCGACUUUAAAACCGUCAGGACCUCCACACUCGCCCAACCUUACCCUGACAACUCAGACAGGUUUGACCACUACAAAGUGGUAAUUUGCUCUGACAAAUUCUCGUCGGGUCGCCACUACUGGGAGGUGGACGUGAGAGGUUGUAAGAAAUUCAACAUCGGUCUCACGUAUGACGCGAUACCGCGGAAAGGUGAAGACAAAUCCCGUAAAAUUGGGUGCAAUGAAGUUUCGUGGAGCCUUAAGAAAUGGUGCAACGACUACACAGCGCUACAUAACGAGACGGAAACAAAACUGUCGGUGCGAGAUCCUCCCCAAAGAGUCGGGGUUCACCUGGACUGGGAGGCGGGCAUCUUGAAAUUCUACAGCGCCGACUCCAUGUCGUUGCUGCAUCGAUUUCACGGAAAAUUUGAUCGAGAGCUGUACCCUGCAAUGGCCGUGCUGCGUAAAAGUCUCUCAAUAUGCCCGUUGCCUUACGCAGAUGCUCUUCAUUAGAGAUGAGAGGCUCCUAUCAGAGCGGUCGCCCAUGCGACCCCUGUAGGUAUGUAGAUUAACUCCCUGGCCAACCGCGAGGGUUCAGGUUCCUGAAAAACCUCGCGGUUGGUAAAAUUAUAAGGGGCCCUAUGGGUUGUAUGGGGGUAGGGGGACCACAGCCGUGGUCAGACUCGCCACAGCUUAACUAAGUUGCCUGUUUAUUAACUAAACUAUGUUACAUUAUGAAUAAUAAAUUAAUAAACAUUACAUUCACUUUACAUACCUUUAAAUAGUAACGAUUAUUAGAAUUAACAAGUAUUAACGAUGAUGAUGACCAUGACAAUGAGAUGAUGGGGGAGGGCUGGUUAGGAGGAGAGGCUCAGCCCAGCCACGUCCUCUUCCUCCAGACCACAGACGCAAGACCCUCUCACUCUCACUACUCGCUGCACGCUUGGGUCCAUGACUAACGGCAACAUUAAUGUGCACCAUGGAGUACUGUACAACAAAACAGACGGCCAGCUGAUCACUUCACAAGCGCCACGGCACCACGGAAUUUCUAUUAAAUUUCGCGGUUCACAGAGCUUACAUAACAACGGUAUUGAUGUCAGAUUUUUACGUAUUUUGUUGAAUUAAUCUGUUCAUAUAGUCGAUCAUACUGCUAUGCUAAGUCGGCGUGUAAAAUGUAGUUUUUUAUGUGUUUGUAAGCCGUGCCGUGAUCGUCCUCUUGGGCGGUCAACAAUAAUUAACAAGUGUAGAGGAGUAGUCGGAUGAUGUCAUGUCAUCUGUAGAGGAGAGGGAUGACGUGAUGUGAUGAUGCCAUGUCAUCGAGGCGGCGGGGUACUAAAGGGGGACUCCGAGAUGGGGGCGAGGUCGCCGUAGGGAGAGUGAAGUGUCCGCCAUGGGAAGAGGAACGAGAGCCUGCGUGGGAACACCCCAGCCGCCGCCUAAGAAAGGCUAGAGGGCUAGAAGCCUCACCUCGCCACCGGGCGGUGAUGGGUGAGCCCCCGCCCGGGGCAGACGAGGAAGUAGGCAUGGGAAGCCGUACCGGGGCGUAGAUAGUUGGAAGGAGUUCCAUGUGCAGGCCAGAGUUCUGACACGCACCAUAACAGGUGUAGGCGUCGAGUGUCGUGUGUAACCAGUCAGAGAGUGUGCAGUACACAGAGUCGU